AUGGGCACAGGAAAUGAAAGCCAGGCAGCUCCUUCACAAGCAGACCUGAAAGGCAUUGUGGACGAUGAUGUCCUGAACGUGUUUGUCGUCAUUUUCUACGUCACUGCCACAGGGACUAUCAGCUUCUCGGGCAUCAUCUUCAACAUAAUCAAUAUAAUAGUGUUUUUAAAACAAGGCCUAAAAGAUACUGUGAAUAUUACACUGUUCGGCUUGGCUAUAUCAGAUACAGGAUCGCUGAUGGGACUUCUCUGGAUGAGCAUCUGUUUUAACCCUGCGUUGGUCAAUUCCGGCAUUCCUUUCGACCACGAAGACAUUCAAUAUCUCACUGCUGGCUGGCCACAUGUUAUUUUUGCCCGCAUCACAAGUUGGAUCACAGCUUUUGUUACGUUUGAGAGGUGUCUGUGUAUUGCUCUGCCCCUCAAAGUGAAAACUAUCAUAACACCAAGACGAGCUGUUAUUGUGGUAGUUAGUAUAUACUUAAUCAUGAUUGCUUGCAUCGCACCUGUGUUCUAUUCUGUCAGUCUUGGGCCAAAGUAUUUUCCGUUGAAAAACAAGACGCUGAUAGUCAUGUAA
Aplysia californica (California sea hare) is the source of this 573-nucleotide messenger RNA. RefSeq lists its product as uncharacterized. The transcript is spliced from 2 exons. The coding region runs from base 1 to 573 and encodes 190 amino acids. The record is from RefSeq and is a predicted model, not a curated record. Gene Ontology annotation, cellular component: membrane. Lineage: Eukaryota; Metazoa; Mollusca; Gastropoda; Aplysiida; Aplysiidae.